Molecule: messenger RNA, 1688 nt
Organism: Theileria parva strain Muguga
Lineage: Eukaryota; Apicomplexa; Aconoidasida; Piroplasmida; Theileriidae
Gene: PYK
Product: pyruvate kinase
Exons: 3
Coding region: 126-1667 (513 amino acids)
Biological process (GO): glycolytic process
Cellular component (GO): cytoplasm
Molecular function (GO): pyruvate kinase activity; potassium ion binding; magnesium ion binding
Source: RefSeq, a predicted model, not a curated record
GCGAAAUAGUUUUCAUUAUAUUGUUUUUCGAUCUUUACUAAUUUAAUGCAGUUCACACAAUAUAUAAUAAAAAAGUAAAUAAUCUUCCAUAAAUUGUUAACUAUUGUAACCUUGCGAUAACGAAAAUGUCUUUCAAAAGGGUCAUGUCAAGCUCCUCAGGAGAUUCCAUACACCAACACUCAAACAUCUCAUUACAAAAAGUGAUGAGAGAAAUCUCUUAUAGCGACAUAAGAGAUAAAAGAACACACAUUGUUUGUACAAUGGGACCCGCUUGUGGAAAUGUAGAAACAAUCGUGAAGAUGAUCAAAUCAGGAAUGAACAUUUGCCGAUUCAACUUCUCACACGGGAACCAUGAAACUCACACUAAAACGCUGAAUUUGGUCAAGGAGGCCUUAAAGUCUGUACCAGAGGCUAACAUUGGACUUAUGUUGGAUACCAAGGGGCCUGAAAUCAGGACUGGAUUCCUUAAAAAUCAUACUCCAAUUACCCUGGAGGCAGGAAAAACCCUGAAAAUCACAACAGACUACACAAUUGAAGGUGAUGAGAGCAUCAUUUCAUGUUCAUACAAGAAAUUGCCUCAGUCUGUAAAGGUUGGAAAUAUCAUCCUAAUUGCUGACGGAUCACUUUCAUGCGAGGUUCUAGCCGUGUUCGACGAUUACAUUGAGGUCAAAGUUCUCAACAACGCUAAGAUAGGAGAGUACAAGAACAUGAACCUGCCAGGCGUCAAGGUUGAGCUACCAGUGCUAACUGAUAGUGACAAGGACUACAUUCUCAACUUUGGAAUCCCAAACCAGAUGGAUUUCAUUGCACUCUCAUUCACUCAGACCGCCGACGAGGUAAGGUAUGUGAGAGAGUUGCUGGGAGAAAAGGGGAAACACAUUAAAAUCAUCCCCAAAAUCGAAAACAUUGAAGGACUAGCAAACUAUGAUGAAAUUCUUGAAGCUUCAGAUGGAAUCAUGGUAGCCCGUGGUGACUUGGGUAUGGAAAUGCCAAUUGAAAAAGUUUGCCUAGCACAAAAAAUGAUGAUCAAAAGGGCGAAUAUGUGCGGGAAGCCGAUAAUAACAGCAACACAAAUGUUAGAAUCGAUGGUAAAUAACCCGAGACCAACAAGAGCAGAGUCAGCAGAUGUCAUUAACGCAGUAUUGGAUGGGUCAGAUUGUGUGAUGUUGUCAGGAGAAACAGCAGGAGGAAAGUUCCCAGUCGAGUGUGUUAAAAUAAUGGCGAAACUGUGCUUUGAGGCAGAAAAUUGCCUCUCAACAAGAGAUUUGAUGGCUGAAAGUUUGUUGCUGAACUCCUCUCAGUUCACAGUACAGGAAUCCAUUGCAAGAUCAGCAGUGUUUCUGUCAAUAGAUAUUGAGGCAAAGAUGAUCUUGGUGUUCACACAAACAGGAAGAGCAAGCCGUCUGGUGUCAAAAUAUAGGCCCAGAUGCUUGAUACUCUCACUGUCUGAGGACAUACACGUCGUCAAGUCGCUGAGCAUUAGCAGAGCUGUGAUUUCAGUACUUGUUGACAGCCUGGAAGACACGGAUAAGAAUGUAGAACGCGCAAUCAACCAUGCGAAACUGAGAGAUAUGUUACGCAAGGAUGAUUUAAUUGUAGUUGUGCACGGAGCCAGGGAAAAUGUGUCGGGGUCAUCAGACCUCAUUAAAGUUGUAAAAAUCCCUUAGAUUAAUGUAUUUAUAGAUUCA